Eruca vesicaria subsp. sativa (arugula) is the source of this 1980-nucleotide messenger RNA. NCBI's taxonomy places the organism in Eukaryota, Viridiplantae, Streptophyta, Magnoliopsida, Brassicales, Brassicaceae. The record is from the annotation of a GenBank genome assembly.
ACAAAUCGAAUCGCUAAAGCUUUCAACAAACAAACACACACAUUUUGAAUGUUCUCCGUUUCCUUUGGAUUCACUCUUUCCUCUCUAAAACACUAAUCAACAAAGAAAGAUAAAACCUUUUUCAUUAAUAAGUUGCUAACUUGUAGUAACAUCUCACCUAAUCUCAAAAAGAUCUAAACUUUUAAUCUCCAAAGAUCCAAACUUUCUCCAAUGCUCUGAUCUCCCCAAACAAAACAAAACAAAAAACAGAGAGAAUGGUGGAACCACUUCCAAUAACUCGGAGACGAUUCCUCUCUUCCCACAAAUCUCUCGUCACCGUCUUCUGGAUCGCAGCUUUCGCCUCCUUAUUCAUCUGGCAAUCCCGCGGCAAAGGAGCUCUCUACCGCGGCCCUAGUGGCCUCUCCUCUGUUUUCUGGUGGACGACGAUACAAACAACAACAACCGCUAACAGCGAGUUCCCUAGGCUUAGACCCGUUGCUUUCAAUCUAACGGACUUUGGAGCGGUGGGAGACGGUGUAACCGUCAACACGGAGGCGUUUGAGAGAGCUGUGUAUGCAAUCUCGAAGCUUGCGAAGAAAGGAGGUGGGCAGCUUAAUGUGGGUCCCGGUAAGUGGCUUACUGCUCCGUUUAAUCUCACUAGCGUCAUGACUCUGUUUCUAGCUGAGGAUGCUGAGAUCCUUGCCGUUCAGGAUGAAAGUUUGUGGCCUCUGCUUCCUCCUUUACCUUCGUAUGGUUAUGGAAGGGAACAUUAUGGACCUCGUUAUGGAAGUUUUAUUCAUGGACAGAAUCUCAAAGAUGUUGUUGUCACAGGAAAUAACGGAAGCAUCAACGGGCAGGGGGUUUAUUGGUGGAAGAAGUAUCGCGCAAAGCUUCUAAACCACACAAGAGGACCACUGGUGCAGAUUAUGUGGUCAAGUGACGUUGUUUUCGCUAAUAUCACUUUGCGUGAUUCUCCAUUUUGGACACUUCACCCAUAUGACUGCAAAAAUGUCACAAUCACUAAUAUGACCAUUCUAGCACCUGUGUUCGAAGCCCCAAACACUGAUGGUAUUGAUCCUGAUUCGUGUGAGGACAUGUUAAUUGAGAAUUCUUACAUCAGCGUUGGAGAUGAUGGAAUUGCAAUAAAGAGCGGUUGGGACCAGUAUGGAACUAACUAUGGACGUCCUUCAAAGAACAUACUCAUCCGCAACCUCAUUAUCCGCUCCAUGGUUAGUGCUGGUAUCUCAAUAGGAAGCGAGAUGUCUGGUGGCGUCUCGAAUAUCACAGUCGAAAACAUUCUGAUAUGGAGCUCAAGGCGUGGAGUUAGGAUAAAAACCGCACCAGGAAGAGGUGGUUACGUCCGUGAUAUAACAUUCCGGAAUGUCACAUUGGAUGAACUGAGAGUUGGCAUUGUGAUUAAAACUGACUACAACGAGCAUCCAGACGGUGGAUUCAACCCUCAAGCCUUCCCUGUGCUAGAGAACAUUAACUACACAGGGAUAUACGGUCAAGGAGUGCGUGUACCGGUGCGUAUGCAAGGAACCAAAGAGAUUCCGGUUAAAAAUGUAACGUUCAGGGACAUGUCAGUGGGGAUAACGUACAAGAAAAAACACAUAUUCCAGUGUGCGUUUGUGCAAGGGCGUGUGAUAGGAACCAUCUUCCCUGCUCCUUGUGAGAAUCUUGAUCGGUAUGAUGAACAAGAACAGUUGGUGAAGCAGUCUGAUUCACAGAAUGCAACGGAUAUAGAUUAUGAGAUAUGAGCCUGAGGAACAACAAACAUGGGUUUGGUUGGUGGCCUUAGGUUUGAGUUUGGUCUUUUAUUUUGCGAGGUUAGUUUAUUAUUAAAUGAUGGCUUCGUGUUACAGAAAAUGGAAAUGUGAUCUUUUGGACAAGUCUUUUGGCUACUGAAUGUUAAUAUCUUACCAGGUGGAAUUUUGUUUUUGUUUUUUUGGUGCAAUGUUAUGAUUGAGAUUUUAUGUUAAGGAUUCAUACACGUCUUUG